This is a messenger RNA of Necator americanus (New World hookworm), 1563 nucleotides long. RefSeq lists its product as uncharacterized. NCBI's taxonomy places the organism in Eukaryota, Metazoa, Nematoda, Chromadorea, Rhabditida, Ancylostomatidae. The coding region runs from base 1 to 1563 and encodes 520 amino acids. The transcript has 4 exons. The record is from RefSeq and is a predicted model, not a curated record.
AUGAGAGAUCGGCCCGUCAUCAGCAUCGAAAAUCACACUAUAUACUGCAGCGAUGCUGAUGAGAACAAUGUAGGUGGCUGCGCGAUAGCUGUGAGGAACGAUUACAUGAACCUGGUGGAGGAAUUUGGCUCAACAUCGUUUAGAUGCGCCUUUCUACGACUGCGGGAUCGCAGAGGACGUAAACUCUGGAUCGUAAGUGCUCACGCACUUACGGAAGCCGCUGAGGACAACACAGGUGGUCAUUGUCAGAAUCGACGCGAAUGCGAAGAUGGGACUCGAACAGCAAUCCGUAUACUAGGAAAAUGGUAUUAUACAGCGGAGCGCACGUCGGACAACGGUGACAGUCUGGUCGACUUGUGCGAACAGACAGGCCUCAUCAUCGCUUCUACGUUUAAGAGGAAUCAUCGACGCCAUCAGCUCACGUGGCAGCGGUCAACCCUUUUAACGCCUGAAGAGCAGCGCAAGCGCAUGGGGACUCUUAAGCUUCAGCUCGACUGCGUUCUGGCGAGGAACAUCCCUCAGUCAGAUAUCCGAAAAUCUCGAGCUGUUUGGGACGUCGCGUUCGACUCUGACCACCGUCCAGUUCUUCUCAGCUUCAAGAUACGGUUCCACAAGAGAAACCGAGGAGUUCCUCUUCAACCUAAAAUCGACAUGGCAGGUCUGAAAGACGAUGAAUGCAGAACAAAAUUCCGCCAACGCGUGUCUAUUCAUGUUGGAGUACGGACCAGAAAGAAGCUUAGCGAUGCGGAUUCCUUCACAAAAUGCUUCCAGGACGCUGCAAGGGAAACGCUCCCGAUUCUAUUGCCGCGGAAGAAGUUUGCCUUUGUAUCUGCGGAAACAAAAUCCACGUACAAUUCUGUGUGUGUCGCGCGCAGCGCUCGUGACUUCAACCAGGAAAAGCGUCUUAAAAGGAAGCUGCGUCGUCAAUUGCAACAAGACCGCGAUAACGAGUGGCGUCAAGAGCGAUGGAGUUUGAGAAGGCUCCUCAACACCGCCAAUGGAGUAGCUGUUGGUGAAGCAACCCUUCCAAUUUGGAGAGAACACUUCAAGACCUUGCUGAACCGGCUAGCAUCGUCAGUUCCUGAACUCGAGCACGUUCAUAGACCGACAUAUGCGAUUAACGAGGAGCCACCGACUGACGGUAUUCGAAACCAAUGCGACUCUCCUCACCGAGGCCGUCUUCUCAACGCGCUCCGUGCCAAUGGAGUACCAGGAAAGUUCGUUCGCUUGCUUGAUGACAUGAAUCAACGAACAACUGCUGUAGUUCGAACACCAGCCCGAUGCACAACACCGUUUGAAGUGGUAACUGGAGUAAGACAAGGGGCAGUGGCAGGACCCUUCCGGUUCAAUUUCGCCAUCGACGACAUUAUGCGAAGAACAGUCGACCAGUGUCCUGCCGACAUUCUCUUAGCACCAUCAGGGUGCCCCUUGGCUGACCUCGAGUACGCCGACGAUGUUGUUAUUUUCGCGGAAAGCAGUACGAAACUUCAACAUGUUGUCAACCUUGUAUCGAGGCUGGCUGCAGCCUAUGGACCACGCCUACGCCCCGAUAAAUGCAAGUAG